Molecule: messenger RNA, 2543 nt
Organism: Dimorphilus gyrociliatus
Lineage: Eukaryota; Metazoa; Annelida; Polychaeta; Dinophilidae
Source: the annotation of a GenBank genome assembly
AGUGCAUAAUGCUAAUGCCGUUCACAAACAUGGCAGCGUUGUAAAACGCCGCAAUAUUGCAGUUGUUUUCGAACAACUGCAUUAUUUUGAUUAUAAUUAGCUAGUUUUUUCCGUUUAAAAGCUUCUCUUCAGUAUGGCUGCUAAGCAGGUAAAAGAUAUCGAUUAUUCGGAAUAUAACGAGGAGGAUGUGAGUGAAAAUAUGAAGGAAAAUGCAAGUAGACGUCCAACUGGAAGUCACACUAGCGGGUCAGUAACUGCUAGGCUUAUAGCAUCAUUAUGCGGUCCAGGAGCACUCGAACAAGCAUGCCAGACUGCAAGUAAAAAAUGCUGGACUGCCUGCUGUGACUGGAAAUCGUCGCCUCCGCCUAAAAUCGAUAAACGACAGAUAGUAGUUUGCACUCAACCCUUAAAAAGAUCAGACUCUGAGAAUAGUUUAGCCGUAUCUUCGCCAAGAGAUAAAGAUCGUCGGGGUUCUAGUUCAUCUCAUGGUAGCGAUGCCACACUUAACUCAUUUUCCUAUAGGCGCUCAUCAGUAACACCAGUUAUUGACAUGAAACCUAUAGAAUUUUGGGCCAAUAGAGAGACAGUACAACCUCGUACACCUAGAAGGGGUAGACUACCAAGCGAACCUGAGUUUUCCAUCGAUAGCAUCAAGCCAGAUUUAUACGAAGUGAAGGAAGAGGUUAAAAAGGUCCAACCAGAUUUAGGGGAAGUUCAUGUAAGCCUGCAGUAUGAAGUUCCUGCAAAUGCCUUAGUUGUUAGAAUAAUAGAGGCUAGACAUUUGCCUUUACCUGCGUCUAUGGACAGAGCUGAUCAAGCUCAUAGUAAUCCAUAUGCAAAACUAUACGUUCUACCAGAUACGAAAAAUGCACAACAGACUGGAGUUCAAAGAAAAACCCAAGAUCCAAAAUGGGGCGAUACAUUUACUUUUGAAAUGUCAUUUCAGGAUGCUCAAAAGGGAACUCUGCAUAUAUCUGUUAGAGAUUUUGAUAAGUUUUCGAGACAUUGCGUAAUUGGUCAUGUAAAUCUGCCCUUGGAUUCAAUGAAUUUGCUUAAGGGUGGCCAUUUGUGGAAAGCUUUGAUUCCAAGCCAUUUGGAUAAACCGGACAUUGGGGAGCUAUUACUCUCAUUGUUAUAUAUUCCAAGUGCUGGUAGAUUGAGCAUCGACGUUAUAAAGGCCAAACAACUUCUACAGACGGAUUUAGUUGGUGGAUCGGAUCCUUUUGUAAAAAUUACUUUGCUUAAUCAUGAAAAACCAGUAAAAACCAAAAAAACAUCUAUGAUAAAGAAUACGAUAGAUCCAGUUUUUAACGAGAAUAUUACAUUUACAGUCGGACCGGAAUCAAUAGACUCAACGAGCCUAGUGAUUACAGUAUGGGAUUAUAAUAGUAAAAGUAAGGAUGAUUUGGUUGGUAGAAUUGUAAUUGGAAAACAUUCAAAUAGUGGAAGAGCUGAAGGAGCUCAUUGGAAUAAGAUGAUGCAAUGUCAAAGGCAACCUGUGGCCCAAUGGCAUUCCCUACAUCCUAAGGAGAUCUGCGAUCGAUCUGCUCCAAUCUCAGCAACUAUUUUAUGAGAAAAAACAAAACUGCUUAUAACUUUAAUUGUUGUAUAUAAAUACUAAAAGAAAAGAAGAUAGUUUGUCAGUUAGAAUGAAAGAAAGAAAGAAAUGAGUACCAUAAGAUGGAGAAGAACCAGUUUUACAUAUGAUUAUUUACUUUGUCGUCUAAGUGAACUUUAAAAUACUUAUGUAAAUUUCACUUGACGUGCCUGUAUAAUGAACCCAAGUGGAUAUGAUAACAUAAAGUUUAUAUAUAUAUUGUAUAAUUGGUUAAUAAAUGUUUUGUCAACACAAUAGACAAGUGAAAACCACUUGGCAAUUAGUGUGGUUUUGAAGAUUUAAUUGUGAAAAAAGAAGCAAAAUUGAGUUAAAAUAAUUUCUAUGUUUGAUUAUUAUAAUUUAAAAAAUUUUCUGUUUAUGUCCUGUUAUAUAUUAUGUUAUAAAUUGAUAAAUGAGUUAAUUAACUUCGAAUAUGGAACCUGCAGGAACACUUCUGAAACAAGAAAAUAUUGAGUUUUUUCUUCUCUUUGCACAAUUAUUAUUAAAAAUGUAAUUUACAGAUAUGAAUGUUCCCCAAUACGUAUUUGUCAAAUUUCAAUGUUCAAAUGAUAGAUAAUGAAAAAGAUGUUUAUCUAAAUCGAUGUUUUAUCUGUUCGUUAUAAAGUUUCCUAUAAUAUACCUAUGUCACGAAAACUGAUAAUGAAAACGGACUAUUGUAUCAGACAAGGCAAUUCGCUGUUGCAUAUAAAUUUGUUUCUAUAGUAACAAACUUAAUUAGACACCUUAUCUGCUUGAUGACUCUUAGUUUUAGCAAGUAUUAUAGUACGAUAAGGGGUUUCUCGUUUCUCUCUCCCUCGCUCUACCACUUUUUUUCAGAGUCUUCCUUCUCCACAUUCUGAAGAAAAUUCGUUUCACACUUCUGAACUCUCUUUAAAAAUUACUGUACGUCUUAGAAUAAGUUCCUAUAGUAAUAAUGAGAAAAAAC